Molecule: messenger RNA, 1371 nt
Organism: Conger conger (European conger)
Lineage: Eukaryota; Metazoa; Chordata; Actinopteri; Anguilliformes; Congridae
Product: olfactory receptor 1F1-like
Exons: 4
Coding region: 1-1371 (456 amino acids)
Biological process (GO): G protein-coupled receptor signaling pathway
Cellular component (GO): membrane
Molecular function (GO): G protein-coupled receptor activity; olfactory receptor activity
Source: RefSeq, a predicted model, not a curated record
AUGAGGCAGGCCAUCAAACUGAAGGCCUUUCGGGUUUGGCUGGCCCGGGGGUCCCCUGAAGCAGCAGGCAGAUCUGGGACUGUGACAGCAGCCGAGCGCAGAGUGGCGGUGGUGCCGGCUGUGGAAUCGCGAGGGAUGAGAAAGCAGCUGGAGCAAAUCAGCAAGAAUGCGAAUGCGAGUGUGCCACUUUCAAAUGGAAGUAGUCCACCAAGCAACUGGUCAUGCUGGAACUCACAGUGCCCCGGGAAAAGUGCAGGGACGAGGGCCAAGGAGAGGAAGAGCACCAAGUACCUGGAGCUUGUGGAAGAGGCAGAAGGCAAGGCUGUCAAACUCGCUGUCCGAGAAACGGGUCCACAGGGUGUGAGACAGCGAGGAGUGAACAAACCUGCAAUGAGCCCCCUGAAUUCAGCCUUAUUGACAAAUGACACUAAUGACAAUAUUGUCCAUCCUGACUACUUUUUCAUAACUGGUCUUGCUGGUAUUCCUCACGCUAACUAUUACUAUAUGUUCUUGUGCUUUGUUUAUGUUCUAACUGUACUGGGAAACACUUUUAUCAUGUUUAUGAUUUACACUGAGCAGUGUCUUCACAGUCCAAAAUACAUUGUAGUUUUUAAUUUGGCUCUGUGCGACUUGUGUGGAAGCACUGCACUCGUUCCUCAGAUGAUUGACACCUUCCUGUUCAAAUCAAAUUUAAUCUCCUUUGGGGCCUGCUUAGCAAACAUGUUUUUUGUUAUUGGUUUUCUCGCUAUGCAGUCUUUCAGUCUCGCUGUUCUUUCCUAUGACAGAUGUAUUGCGAUAUGCUUUCCACUGAGAUACAAUGAGAUUGUGACUCAUAAAUCAAUGUUGAUCAUCAUAGCCAUAUUAUGGAUCAUUGAUGGACUGGCUUUUCUCAUAGCUGUGAUUUUUAUUAACAGGCUGUCAUUCUGCAAAUCCACUGUGAUAAAAAGCUAUUUCUGUGAGCACGGACCCAUUCUGAGUUUGGCGUGCAAUGACAACACUCCAAGUUCUGUGAUUCAUUGGUCACAUCCUAUUAUGAUGUUCUGGCUUCCAGUACUUUUUAUCACAGGCACAUACAUUUGCAUAACCAGAGCAUUAUUAAAAAUUGUAGCAGCCUCAGAGCGCCUCAAAGCCAUGAAAACCUGCACCUCUCAUUUGAUCUUGGUGAGCAUUUUUUAUCUUCCUGCAAUCAUUGCCGUUGCAUUGGGCUCAAUCAUUCACCAGAACGCCAAGAUUCUUAACAUGUCUUUGGCGGUCAUCUUGCCACCUAUGCUGAAUCCAAUCAUUUAUUCACUGAAGACAGAAGAAUUCACAGAAACCAUUAAGAAGUUUUACAGAAGGAAGAAGAUACACAUGCCUGUAUGGAAUAAAUGA